GCUGUGACCUGUUUUUGAAUAUUUCCCCAAUCAUUCACUCGUAAACAGUUUGUCCUUUAGUCAUGAGUUCCCCAGCAGGAAAUCAUUAUUAAUCGGCCAUCUACGAUUCCAGCACAAAUUUUUCUCGAGAACUCCUUCGUCAACCGGCCGACAAAAAGCAGCGAGACAACUGCAAUUAUGUGUGGAGUGAAGUGUUCCAAGUAUCUACUUUUCGUCUUUAAUUUCUUCUUUUUGUUAUCAGGGUUAGCAGUACUUGGUAUUGGUAUCUGGACCAAGAUAGAUGCUGGACAGUUUGAUUCGUUCUUAGGGACUAGUGGAUAUGCUAUAUCUGCCAAUAUCUUGAUAGCAGCCGGUGCCUUCGUGGUGAUCGUUGCUUUCCUGGGAUGCUGUGGUGCAGUCAGAGAAAACCGAUGCAUGCUGGGAACGUUUUUUGCGGUGCUUCUUCUCAUAUUCUGUGCUGAAGCUGUUGCUGGAAUCCUUGGAUUUAUUUAUCGCGACCAGGUAGAGAAAGAAAUCAGUACUGAAAUCACCAAACAAAUCAAAAACGAAUAUGGUUUUUCUUCAACGAUUGAUUAUAAUGUCAACAUACUUCAACAAAGGCUCAAAUGUUGUGGUGCGAAAAACAGAGAGGACUACAAGGAGAGCAGAUGGCGCAAGGAACUGAACCCCAACAAGCUAGUACCUCUCAGCUGCUGCAUCGAGAAUGCGAACAAAACGUCUUGUUAUAAGGAUUCCUCUUACGAUCAAGUUUACGAAAAGGGAUGUAUUUCUGAGCUUAAAACAUUUGCAGAUAACCACAUGGUUCUGAUAGGAGCCAUUGCUGCAGGGAUAUCGGGUAUACAGUUAUUUGGGAUGGUAUUCGCGUGUUGCCUAUUCUGUUCUAUCGUGGACUGAAGACAUAUUGUAUAUCACUGACCUCAAACUACAACAGUUAGUUAUCUUGCUCGUCGACCUGAAGAACAAACCAAAACUCUCCAGAAUCAUAGCCAUUGGUUCACCUUAACUGAGGAGUUUCUUGGUUCCUCUGUUCGUAGAUAACCUAGGUCCAGAAUAGCUUACGAGUUCAGAAAUUGUAUUAAUUGCAAUCACAUGCUACAACAAUCUCUUAUCGUCAUCGUUGCUUCCACAUAUGUCAAAGUUUUCCGUUGCUAUAUCCUUUAUUUGAAUAGGAUCCCUAUUUGAAAUACAUCUCCACACACACACACACACACCUAUAUAAAGAGGAUAUUACCUUAUUUCAAUGUAAAUGUGCACAACACACACGUAUAUAUACAUAAUACCUUCUCGAUGUAAAUGUACACAAGUUAAGAACAAAAGACUAGAAGCACUACGUUUCUGCUAAGUGCCGCUAACCUCAAAAUGAAGCUCGACGUCUGGCGUUUUCCGUCAAACUUUCAACAUUAGAGACUUUUAGCAAGACGUUCUUGCGAGCUCUGCAAACCUCAAACUACAGUUCGACUUCCAGCGUUUUCCGUCAAACUGUCGACAUGUAGCAAGGCGUCAUAACGAAGUUGUAGCUGGACGAGCCGCCAUAUUGAAUUUUAUGGAUGCUGACUGUUUCUCUGUGUUUGCGGGACUGUUUCUGAGCCUGAUCCCUAGAGGUUAGUGAUGAACCUGAUGCUAAAGGUCUCUAAUACCCAGAAAAUAAUACUCUCGUUUCAAUGCUUCUUGGAAUCUACGACCGAGAAUCACUGAAGGGAGUUAGAAGCCCUCUGGAACUCAGGGUCUGUUAGCUUCCAUUUUGUAUAGAAUAUUCAUGUGUUGCAGUGAAGGUCCAUGGGAUUUCAAAGUGUUUGUAUUCACUACUAAACGGUUCACUAGUCAAACACCCUAGCGAGGUAACAAGGUAGUUUCUAAGAAUUAUUCAAACUCAUGAAUAAUUAAUGAUCAUUCAGACCUAUCAGGUCCUUCAAAUCCAUCACGUGCAUGGAUCUUAAUACCUGAUAAUAGUUCAACAUGGAUAUCUUUAUAUAAAGAUUUUGAAAUUUUUUAUAAAGGACCAAAAGAGUACAAGAGCAGGUCACGAAUAAGGACCCUAAAUACUCAUUAAUUAUUCAUGAAGUUUUGAAAGUGUUCAAUAAACUUGCAGAUCGUGUUUUAUCAGAUCUAAAACCACGAGGCGUAAGCCUGAUAAAACACGAUCUCGUUUUUAAACUAUACUUUAAACUUAAACUCUUAGAGUCUUUUAUCCUUAUAGACUAUAUUAAUCAAUAAAAUUGCAUGAGCUGUUAUUAA
Messenger RNA from Actinia tenebrosa (Australian red waratah sea anemone), 2235 nucleotides. Its product is annotated as CD151 antigen. The record is from RefSeq and is a predicted model, not a curated record. Lineage: Eukaryota; Metazoa; Cnidaria; Anthozoa; Actiniaria; Actiniidae. Gene Ontology annotation, cellular component: plasma membrane.